Hirundo rustica (Barn swallow) is the source of this 3121-nucleotide messenger RNA. It is a transcript of the gene SORBS3, whose product is annotated as sorbin and SH3 domain containing 3. NCBI's taxonomy places the organism in Eukaryota, Metazoa, Chordata, Aves, Passeriformes, Hirundinidae. Gene Ontology annotation, molecular function: protein binding. The record is from RefSeq and is a predicted model, not a curated record.
AGUGCCCAUAUCCCUGGAGGAUGGGGAGAUUGAAGGGAUGGAGGGGAUGGAGGGGAUGGAGAAUCACCCGUGGGAAGGUGGGCGGCAGUGGGGAUGGGGUCUCUGCUCCCGCCCUGCUCCCAGUCCCGGCGCUCCGAGAUCCGCAGGAGCUCAGACCCCGCUCCUCCGCCUCAGUCCCAGCACUUCCCUCCCCAUCCUUUCCCAAAACUCCCCUCCGAGUCCCGGUCUCCAUCGCGCCGGGGGGCCGGCGACGCCGGGCUCGCCCCGUUUCGUAAGCGGGGCCGGGUGAGCGGGGACGCGUGCGCGGGGCGUGGGAUGAGUUCAGCCUCUUGGCUCCGUUCCCUGGAUCCCAUCCCUGGAAAUGUCACUGGAAACUCUGAAUGGGCCGGGCCCGCUCCGGACGGGGGGCAGAGCACCCCGGGGGGGGCCGGGGCACACGGGGACCCAGCGCCGGGGACGACGGCGGCUCCCGGGGGAUGCUCUUGGGGGGAUCUCCCCUCCAGCCCCCCGCUCCAUGAGCUGAGGCCCCCCCCCGCUCCUCCUCCCGGCAAAGUUCGUGCCGUGAAUUUCCCUUCCCUGCCGCUCGCAGCUCCGUCCCGCUCGCCCCGGGGCUCCCCAAACCCGGGGGUCCCCGCUGGCACGGCCCAGGAGGGCACGGGCACUCCCGGGGCACCAUCCCGGCCCCCCCCGGCCAUGGCGGGCCGGCUCCUGCCCCCUGACACCAGCCCCGCUCCGGGUGUGGAGGGCGUUCCGAGCCUCCACCGGCCCCUGCAGCACGCGGUGACACGGGUGCCCGUCAUCCGCCACCGCGGCUCCAACACCCUCAACUUCCACUUCCACGACACGGAGACCCGCGGCACCGCCGGGAACGGUCAGGGAGCUCCCAAGAGCUCAGUGAAUGAGUGGUACCAGACCUGGCCGGCCAAGGAGAGCACCCCGGCGCCCGCCCGCCGCACACCCAGCCCCGGGGCUGCCCCCGCCUGCCCACGGCCGCCGGGCUGGUCGGCGACCUGGACCAAGGACAGCAAGCGGCGGGAGAGGCGCUGGGUGAAGUACGACGGCAUCGGGCCCGUGGACGAGACGGGGAUGCCCCUCGCCUCACGCUCGAGCGUCGACAGCCCCCGGGACUGGUACCGCAGCAUGUUCCGGCAGAUCCACCGCAAGCUGCCAGAGCCCGACUGGGACACCCGUUCCUGCCCCGCCACGGCGCCGCCCUCGCCCCCCAAACCGCGGAGGAGGGGGUCGGCCCCUGCCGAGCCCCCCGGGAUGCCCAACGGGACGGAGUGGAGCCGCUGGGGUUCCGCCGGCGCCGCCGCCGAGCCUGGCAGCAUUUUUGACUACGAACCAGGGGAGUUCUCUCCUCCGGAGCAGACCCCGGCGGCGGCACGGCCGAAGCGGGCUCGGUCCAUCGAGGUGCUGCUGGAGCAGGAGCUGGAGCAGCUCAGCGAGGAGCUGGACAAGGACAUGAGGGACAUGGAGACGCGCCGGACGCCCCGCAAGAGCCCGGCUGCUGCUCCCACCGCUCGCUCCCCUGCUCCGGCCUCCCCGGCUGCUCGGAGCCCCCUGUCACCCCAGCGGCUGUGGAGCCCCCCUGUCACCCCCAGCAUGGAGCAGGGAGGGCUGGGGCUGGCCAGUGACCGGAGCCACGCAGCCCCCGGCAGAGACACCCUCAGGCCCGGGACCCUCCCCAGCCUGUCAGACCUGGGGGAGCCCGUGGAGGCCGUCAAGAGGGAGGAGAAGAAGAUGAAAGCUGCUCGCCUCAAGUUCAACUUCCAAGCUGAGUCUCCCAAGGAGCUGACGCUGCAGAAGGGGGACAUCGUCUACAUCCACAAGGAGGUGGACAGGAACUGGCUGGAGGGGGAGCACCACGGCCGCGUCGGCAUCUUCCCCUCCAACUACGUGGAGAUCCUGCCGCCCACCGAGGUGCCCAAGCCCAUCAAGGCUCCCGCGCUCCAGGUGCUGGAAUACGGCGAGGCGCUGGCGCUCUACAACUUCCGUGGGGAUCUGCACGUGGAGCUCUCCUUCCGCAAGGGCGAGCGGAUCUGCCUGGUGCGGCGGGUGAACGAGAACUGGUACGAGGGGCGGAUCUCGGGCACCAGCCGCCAGGGCAUCUUCCCCGCCACCUACGUCCAGGUGCUGAAGGAGCCGCGGGUCAAAGGCACGGCCGAGGACGUCCCCUCCCGUCCCGCCCCCGCCAGCCCCCGGCCCGCGGCCGGAUCCCCGUCCGCUCCCCGGAUCCCGCAGGCUCCCACCGGCUCCCCCCGGGAAGCGGAGCGCCUUCCGGGGCUGACGGGCGUCCGUCCGUCCUCUCCGGGCCACCUCGGCGCCACCUUCCCCCCGUCCCCGAAGCUGCCCCACGCUGGCACCCCCAGCCCCUUGGCGGCCUCUGCCAGCCCCCCGCACCCCACGGCCGCCCACCCGCAGGAGCCCUGGCGUCCCGCCUGGACCCCGGAGCAGCGAGCGACCCCGGGGGCACAAAGCGGCGCCCGCCCCGAGCCCGCCCCGUCCUACAACGGCUCGGAAAUCCGGUGGACCCCGUACCGGGCGCUCUACCAGUACCGGCCCCAAAACGCCGACGAGCUGGAGCUGCGGGAAGGGGACCGGGUGGAUGUCAUGCAGCAGUGCGACGACGGCUGGUUCGUGGGAGUGUCCAGGAGGACGCAGAAAUUCGGCACUUUCCCCGGGAAUUACGUGGCGCCGGUGUGACCCGCGGCCACGGGGACCCCGGGGGGGGGGGGAGUGGGGCUGGGGGCUUCCCCCUGUCCCCCCCCCUCGCCCACCCCGUGUCCCCCCACGGGGAUGAAGUGCCUCCAGCUCCCUCCCGCCCCUAUGGGGCUGCCUCUAACACGGACAAAUCCCCCCGGUGCGGGGCGUCUCCCGCAACUCCGUGCCUUAACACGCCCCCUCCUCACCGCCGCCCGCUGCCGCCGCCUCGGGGGUCUCCCCGGGGGUCCGGCCGGUGCCGAGCCUGACCGUGACGGCCGCGACCCGGGAUGCGGGUCCGUGUCCGGGAGUCGCCUUCGCUUCUUUUCCCUCAUUAAAGCUCAGCUCGUUAAAGCUCAGCUCAGCCCCGAGACUCCGAGAGCGCCGGCAUCGGGGAGGAGCCGCUCCCGGGACCCGU